AUGGCGUCCAAGGUAAAGCAGGACGGCAAGACGCCGACCUCAGCGGCCACGAACCUCAUUGCUGGUGGAGGUGCUGGGAUGAUGGAGGCGUUGGCGUGUCAUCCCCUCGACACGAUCAAGGUCCGGAUGCAGCUGUCGCGGCGCGCGAGGCAGCCCGGCGCACCCAAGCGCGGCUUCAUCCGCACAGGUGUCGAGAUCGUCAAGAAGGAGACGCCGCUGGGCCUGUACAAGGGUCUCGGCGCCGUGCUGACGGGCAUCGUACCCAAGAUGGCCAUUCGGUUCACGAGCUUCGAGGGUUACAAACAGGCGCUGGCGGAUAAGCAGACGGGCGUGGUCAGCGGCCAGGCAACGUUUAUGGCCGGUCUCGCUGCCGGUGUCACGGAGGCCGUGGCCGUUGUGACGCCGAUGGAGGUCAUCAAGAUCCGCCUCCAGGCGCAGCACCACAGCAUGGCCGACCCGCUCGAUAUUCCCAAGUACCGCAACGCGGCGCACGCGCUAUACACGGUCGUCAAGGAGGAGGGCUUUGGCGCGCUGUACCGCGGCGUGUCGCUGACGGCGCUGCGGCAGGGCAGCAAUCAGGCCGUCAACUUCACGGCCUACUCAUACUUCAAGGAGGCGCUGAAGAAGUACCAGCCCGAGUUCGAAGGCACGACGCUGCCCGGCUGGCAGACAACCUUCAUCGGGCUCUUCAGUGGCGCCAUGGGGCCCCUGAGCAACGCGCCCAUCGAUACCAUCAAGACGAGAUUGCAAAAGACUCCGGCCGAGUACGGUACGAGCGCUUGGAGUCGGAUUGCCAAGAUCUCUAGUGACAUGUUCAAACAAGAAGGGUUCCAUGCCUUCUACAAGGGCAUCACGCCGCGCAUCAUGCGCGUCGCGCCCGGCCAGGCCGUGACGUUCACAGUCUACGAAUUCCUCAAGGAGAAGUUGGAGAAGAGCAACCUCGCCUUUACCGGGGGUAAUUUCGAGGAGUAG
This is a messenger RNA of Colletotrichum graminicola M1.001, 972 nucleotides long. RefSeq lists its product as uncharacterized. The transcript is spliced from 5 exons. The record is from RefSeq and is a predicted model, not a curated record. Gene Ontology annotation, biological process: fumarate transport; succinate transport; transmembrane transport. Bases 1 to 972 code for a protein of 323 amino acids. Lineage: Eukaryota; Fungi; Ascomycota; Sordariomycetes; Glomerellales; Glomerellaceae.